GGGGCGCGGCCAGCCAAUGAGGUGCGGCGGAGCGGGGCCGGCCGAGGCGCGGCGGAUCGCGGCGGGCGGAUCUCCUCCCGGAUGCGGCCGGGCUGCUCCCGGUACCUGAGCGUAACCGCGGGCCCCGGCCACCCCCGUUCCCUUCCCUCGGUGCCCCCAGAUCCGGCCCGCCACGCCCUGGGAUCCCCUCAGGCAGCAGGCCCAAGCCCGCGGCUCUCCCCGUGUUCCUCUGUGCUCUCUCCACCCCUUGGAGCUGCGCCCGCCCCCAGCCGAGCCCGAGUCAACAAAAGCUCCGGGCUGUGGGCUCCCCUUCUCACCCGUGCGCAUCGAUUCUGCUCCCGCUCCGCACUCUCCCGCCCUGAGCCCAGCCCAGCCGGGCUGCCCUUUGGCGGGUCCCCGGGCUGCCGGGCCUGCCGCGGGUGCGCCGUGCCCGCAGAGCCCCCGGCGCCAUGGGGGAGCCGCGGUUCCUGCAGGCCGAGUGCGCCUUCCGGCCCGGGGCACACACGGUGCGGGUGACCCUGAGCCGCAGCACGCUGCGGGUGGAGGUGGAGGCUCGCGGCACCGGCGACCUGUGGAGGGGCGAGUUCGAUGCCGCCUUCAUCGAGGAUCUCACCCGCAAAACGGGGAAUUUCAAGCAGUUUGGCAUUUUCUGCAGCAUGCUGGAGUCGGCGCUGACACAGAGCAGCGACUCCGUCAGCCUGGAGCUGCUCACCUUCACCGACCUGGAGACCCUGCACAGCCGGAAAGUGGGGGCAAUCACCCGGCCUCCCCCUUGCACCUCCUCCCCGCUCAACAGCAAGCGCUACCUCAUCCUCGUCUACUCUGUGGAGUUCGAUAGGAUCCACUACCCGCUGCCGCUGCCCUACGCGGGCCGGCCGGACCUGGUGGCGCUGGUGCGGGAGCUGCAGGAGCAGCUGGGCCAGCUCCGGGCGCGGCGCCUGGAGGAGACCCAGCACUUGCGGGAGGCGCUGUGGCAGGCACUGGAGGAGAAGCGGGCAGCAGAGAGCCGGCACCAGCGCGAGUACCAGCAGCUGGCUGCAGAGCUGGCCCAGGCAAAGGCGUCAGAGCAGAAGCUGCAGCUGCGGGUGAAGAACCUGACAGCUGAACUGGCCUCCUGCAGGAGGGGCCGCCAGAAAUCUGCCAGCCCGGCCCCACGCGCCCAGGAGCGACGCUCAGCAUCCCUGGAGAGCCACAGGAGCAGCCGGGGCCACCCCUCGCCAAAGUCCCUGUCACCUGCAGGCUCCCGCCCGCCACGCUUCGACCCCACUGCCUUUGUCAGGGCCCGGCAGCGCCGGCAGAAGGAGGCUGAGCUCAGAAACCAGCGGCGUGGAGUGGCUUCUGGCAGCAGCAGCCCGGCGAGGAGCCACAGGCGCAGCUCGUCUGCUGACAGCUCCCGCAGCUGGCGCCGGGGAGGGAGCCCUGGCAGCAGAGCCCCUGAGCGCCCCGAGCCCUGCAGGGACAGGAGAGCGACCCGUACACGGACACCCCUGAGCACCUCGUUCUGCAAUAGCCCCUCUGUGGUGCCUCGCCCUGCUGCCAGCCACAAGCUGCCAGUGUGCAGGACUGCUGGCAAGCGCCCUGGAAAAGAGAACCGCUCCAAGGAGGCCUCAGCUGAACUGGCUGAGAUCGAUGCCCGGCUGCAGGCUCUGCAGGAGUACAUGGACAGCCUGAACACCCACAUGUGACCCCUCCAGGGACACACACCCCUCCUGUGUCCUCAGGGGGUGACAGUGUACCCCCAAAUAAACCCUUGUUUGUCCCCAGGGUGUGUUCUUCUUGGGAUGGGGCAAGGGCAGUGUCCCCCCAGGAGGGACACAGCAUUGGGGCUGGGGGCACCAGGGACAUCACAAGAUGUGACAGUACCACUGCUUGGACAUGU
Molecule: messenger RNA, 1879 nt
Organism: Passer domesticus (house sparrow)
Lineage: Eukaryota; Metazoa; Chordata; Aves; Passeriformes; Passeridae
Gene: CCDC61
Product: coiled-coil domain containing 61
Exons: 13
Coding region: 450-1685 (411 amino acids)
Cellular component (GO): centrosome
Source: RefSeq, a predicted model, not a curated record